Exophiala aquamarina CBS 119918 is the source of this 984-nucleotide messenger RNA. RefSeq lists its product as uncharacterized. The record is from RefSeq and is a predicted model, not a curated record. Gene Ontology annotation, molecular function: zinc ion binding; DNA-binding transcription factor activity, RNA polymerase II-specific. The coding region runs from base 1 to 984 and encodes 327 amino acids. Lineage: Eukaryota; Fungi; Ascomycota; Eurotiomycetes; Chaetothyriales; Herpotrichiellaceae. Gene Ontology annotation, biological process: regulation of DNA-templated transcription. The transcript has a single exon. Gene Ontology annotation, cellular component: nucleus.
AUGCAGCCGCCAAACCCUCUUGGCUUUGGUGUUGAUGAAGUCGGUGAUCUUGCCGCAUUCACUGAGAACAAAGUAGACGAUCAGCCCAUGUCCCAGCACGACUUGUCGGCGGCGUACACUGACGAGAUAAGCAAAAGGAAGAAGCAGAGAGGGACACAGACCAGCUGGGCAUGCACGCGCUGUCGUAAGCGGAAAAUUAAAUGUUCCAAAGACAGACCCGGUUGUGGUCGCUGUCUUCAAGACCGGGCUCUCUGCGUAUACAUGGCCACUACCCGUUCACGGACUGCUGCUGUACGAGUACUAGGAGACCACCCACCCAGAGUUGGACAAACAAUUGAGUCGAGCGCUUCGCUCGAACCACCAGGGCUCGAUCAGCGGUCUCGGGCCAGACACAAGCCAUCAGAAGAAUGGUCAGGUCUUUCUCUCCCCGAGGCGGAGUCUUGCGAACCAACAAAAUCAGGAUCGCCAUACUCAGCUAGGAAGACCAGUGAUGAUCACCCAUCGUCUGUCGGAGGAUGGAAAUGGCCCGCAGCGCACUCACCACCGUCAGGCCCCGCGAUCUCAAGGUACAUCGGUGGGCGGUGCUCCGCGUCUGCGGCUCCCACGCCGACGCGCUCUGCGCUGCCGGAGAACGCUUUCUGGGAGUGUGACGGGUCGGAGAUCAACACAGAUGGUUUUUGGGCCGCUCACGGUGCGGUGCACAAUGUGGACUAUUUUAAGUCCCAACCUCAUGGAGGUGUCGUGACGACAUACCUGCAGGAGAAUGAGGAGGGGCGCAGUAUCAAGGCUGCGCUUGCUGAGCCGUCUGAGUCCGCGUCCGCCAUCGACGAUCGAAUUCGCCACAUUGCUACGGGCUCCGAUCUAAGGUAUUCCUAUGCUGCAGAGGUCUGGAUACAGAAACAAACUCUCGAGGAUCUUAGCGCGAAUCAUUUCGCCGUUCGAGAUUUCGAACCCCUUAGUGGUCAUGUGAAACAUACGCUUUGA